GGGGGACGACGACAGUAAAAUCCAAAACCAAGGGGAGUGCAAACUUCUGCUGUUGAUGGUAUAGUGAAGAUAUAAAGACACGGGCACUAAGUGCUGUUGGUGGAGUCUGAUCAGUAAAAAUAUGAGAAAUUAAUGUUUAUUUAUUUUUAUUAUUUUUUUUACUUUAGUCUCAUUGAUCUUUGAUUGCUUGAAGCAGGACGCUGCCAGUACAUUACUUUCCCUCCUCUCAUUGCUCUAAUGUUCACCUUUCCCAGCAAUUUUUCACAUCAAUAUGGAAUACAUUCAUAUUCCUACCUGCAGUUGAAUUAUGUCAUUGAAUGGAGUUUUGUUUCCCAGUCCUCCUUUUACACUGGUUUUGAUCAUUUUUGGUGUAUUGGUAGCUCUGAUGUGGGGCCUCCUGAGGAACAAGUUGAGAAGCAUUUUUAUAAUAAGGUGAGAUUUGUUUCAGUGCCAGUGAACUCUAUAACGUGAUUGUCAUAUCAGUGUUUUACAAGCCUUUUGCACUAUACAUUUUGUACAGUGUGUGUAUAUUUGUAUUUUAACACUUGCAUGUUUUGAUUCUGUAAAUAUACAUAAAGAAUCACAUUGUACAAAAAAAAAAAAACAAUCAUGUCAGUAAAAUUUGUCAGAAAACAUGUCUCAAUUCAUGCAAUUCCUGGUGUCUCGGGGAAAAAAUGUAUUUGAAAUCAUAACGUUUUACAUUUACAUCAGUGAGUAAUACAAAGCCUUAACCAUUGAGCUACCUCUUUAUGAGCAUUGUUUUAAAGUUUUAAAAUCAACAAUUAGACACCACCUGUCUGAAAUAAAGGUGAUAUGAUCAAGGAGACUUCUUUUGUACCUUUAGUAUAUAUCUUUUAACUGGGAAGAUGCACGUCGUUUAUAUUUAAUUAUAGAGUAAAGUAAGCAUGAGUGGUACCUAAGGUCCAAUUAUGUACCUUAUUAUUUAUUUUUAUGGUGGAACAGCCGUAUAAGCAUUGUACCCUUGAUGUUAACACACCAGUGACAAGGAAAGUAGUUUUGAUGCAUUUAUCUCUUGAGUGUAUGACAGCAAAGAAACCCACUGAUCAUUAUUGGAACUUUAAUCUGAAUCAUGUGUUUUGGGGGGGGGGGGUAUAGUUAUUGUACAAUAUGGAAGAUGAUCAUAGAUGCUUUGAUCUGCUUUUGUUUCGAGUGGUCCACAGAUUUGUAAAGAUACAUUGUAUUAUUAACUCUGCUAAGAAUAUGGUUGUCUCUUCCAGGAGGUUAAGACUUAACCAUCUGUCUUUUAACCAGAUAAUGAUUGAAACAUGCAUCCAAAAUAAUUCUGAAGACAAAAUGUAUAGCCAUCUUUAGUCACAAGAUUUGAACCAUCACUGUUCUGUGAUCCCUAAUUUCCUUUGGAUUCCUCCUGGUACUCCAGUUUUCUCCCACUUCCCAAAGAAACAUGCUGUAGGUAUGAAUGUGUGUUCGUGAUGGACUGGCAUCCCAUCUGAGGUGUCCUCCUGCCCCAUUCCCAGUGUUCCUGGGAUAGCGUUGGAUCCAGCACAACUCCGACCAGCGCUUUCUGAAGAUGAAUGGAUGGAUGGAUGGAUGGACGAAAGAAUCAAAACAAAACAAAAUGGAAGAGCACAUUCAACAUGAAGACUGUCCAUAAAGGCAUAUACCAUAUAUGAUUCGUCUACAAGUCUCUCCAUCUUUACAGGAAGAAUCUGUUAGGCAGCUUCUUAGCAGACAGGCGACAUCUGUAUGGGGGAAAUGACUAACAGCUGGAAUCAGUUUCACCGCGCGCGCUUUGCGAAAUGCUGCACAACUGGAUGUGUAUAGAGGAGCGAUUACAGGGCAGAAGUGGGCUGACACGUCUCCCGGGAUGCGUAAGAAAAAAGUAUGGCUUUGUUGAGGAAAAUAAACCGAAUGCUGUCCAUGAUACUCAUCCUUAUGGCCUUGGCUCUGCUGUACAGCAAAAUGUUCAAAGCACAUCAUCCAGAAAAAUACUCAGAGCUCAGGGACAGCAAGGCCCCAAACCAAACUCUGGACGAUGAAUCUGAGACUGAGACCGACAUUCCCGUUGUGAUCUGUGCAGCAGAAGAGCGUCUCGGAGCCGCCAUGGCGACAAUCAACAGUGUGUAUAGCAACACGCGGGCCAAUGUGCUCUUCUAUAUAGUGACCUUGAGAGAUGCUAUUAAGCUGGCAAGGCAGUACAUUAAGAAAACCAAGCUGAAACAGAUCAAAUAUAAGAUUCUGGAGUUCAAUCCGAUGGUGUUGAAAGGCAAAGUGAAACCAGAUUCAUCCAGACCAGAUCUCCUCCAUCCUCUGAACUUUGUAAGGUUCUACUUACCCCUGCUUGCUAUCAGCAAUCAUAAGAAGAUUGUUUACCUGGAUGAUGACAUCAUUGUUCAAGGAGAUAUAAAGGACCUGUACAGUAUCAAGCUGCACUCAGGACAUGCAGCGGCAUUCGCUUCAGACUGUGACCUGCCUGCUACACAUGAGAUGGUGCGCAGUGUGGGCAUGCAAACAUCCUACAUGGGUUUCCUGGACUAUCGAAAGCAGGCAGUCCGCGAGCUGGGCAUUAACCCCAACGACUGCUCCUUUAACCCUGGUGUGUUUGUGGCUGAUAUUGAUGAGUGGAAGAAGCAGAAGAUCACUAUACAGCUGGAGAAAUGGAUGAGCGAGAACUUCAAGGAAAACCUGUACAGCAGUGCCAUGGCGGGCGGAGUAGCCACUCCUCCUAUGCUCAUAGUGUUCCACAACAGAUAUACAACAAUCGACCCUAAGUGGCAUGUCAGACACCUGGGUUGGAGUCCUGAUGCUCAUUAUCCCCAGUCUGUCCUCCAAGAGGCACAACUGCUUCACUGGAAUGGUCACUUUAAACCCUGGGACUACCCCUGUGUUCACCUUGACCUCUGGGAGAAAUGGUUUAUUCCGGACCCCUCUGGAAAAUUUGUAUUGGUACGGCCUGAAACCUGAAAAAAAUCCCAGAUACUACUUCUAAUUAAAUCUACGACUGAAGACUGGACAUGGUCUGUUUUCAUAAUAAAUUAUACACCAUCA
Ictalurus furcatus (blue catfish) is the source of this 3027-nucleotide messenger RNA. It is a transcript of the gene glt8d2, whose product is annotated as glycosyltransferase 8 domain containing 2. Gene Ontology annotation, cellular component: Golgi apparatus. The transcript is spliced from 11 exons. Gene Ontology annotation, molecular function: glycosyltransferase activity. The record is from RefSeq and is a predicted model, not a curated record. NCBI's taxonomy places the organism in Eukaryota, Metazoa, Chordata, Actinopteri, Siluriformes, Ictaluridae. Bases 1864 to 2943 code for a protein of 359 amino acids.